Molecule: messenger RNA, 279 nt
Organism: Racocetra fulgida
Lineage: Eukaryota; Fungi; Glomeromycota; Glomeromycetes; Diversisporales; Gigasporaceae
Source: the annotation of a GenBank genome assembly
AUGUCGUUCUUGCCUAAAAAAAAGAGAAAGACACUUCUAUUUGCACGGCUUUUAACUGAAGAGGAAAGUUGGCAUCAGUUAAAUGAGUUGAAUGAGGAAGCAGAACGAAAAGUUGAAGAAAUAAAGCAAAAAAAAGAGGUGGUGGCCCAAAGAAAAAAAGCAGCAGCCAAAAAAAAAGAAGUGGCAGGCAAAAAAAAAAAGGUACUAGCUAAAAAAAAGGAGCAGCUGCUCAAAAAAAAGGCGGUGCAACAACUAAUUCUAACACUAAAAGAAAAUCGG